Molecule: messenger RNA, 487 nt
Organism: Aspergillus ruber CBS 135680
Lineage: Eukaryota; Fungi; Ascomycota; Eurotiomycetes; Eurotiales; Aspergillaceae
Exons: 1
Coding region: 134-385 (83 amino acids)
Source: RefSeq, a predicted model, not a curated record
GUUGAAGAAGGAAGGGUAUAUAAAACCGACGUGUUUCGCGUUUGGUGGCCCACUCGCUUGUGUGGCCCACUCGCUUGUGAAUUACGUUACGGGUGUAGCUGCCUGAUCGCCAAGGCAGAUUGAUCGACGGGCGAUGAAAUCAUCGAACCAGUGUUUUUUCUCCCCUCGAACUAGAACUGGUCUGCAGAUUUUGAAGGUUGUGGUCUCACGUUGCGACGGCGUAACUCUAAAAAGGAGGGAAUUGUGGAGGAAUUGGAGGUUAGUGUGGUGUUUGAUUUGUAUUUCUGUUGCCUGGUCUGUGUUUUUUGUCUCUGUUUUUUAUUGCUUGCAUUCUUUUUCUCCUAGUUACUAUUACUACCCUAUAUCAUUACAAUACUCCGGUUGAGAUCGAUCGCUACAGGGAUGGGACAGUGACAACAACUCAUAAUGACAUGGUGAUAAUGCAAACUCUUCUCUUCUAAACAGUUACACUCCUUUUUGUCUGGUU